AUGGCUUUCACAGACCUGCUGGACGCCCUGGGCGGCGUGGGCCGCUUCCAGCUCUUCUACACGGCCCUGCUGCUGCUGCCCUGCAGCCUGCUGGCCUGCCACAAUUUCCUGCAGAACUUCACUGCCGCCGUGCCACCCCACCACUGCCGGGGGCCCGCCAACCACACCACGGCCACUGCCAACCACUCAGGAGCUUGGCUGAGGGCCACCGUGCCCCUGGACCAGGCCGGGGCCCCAGAGCUGUGCCAGCGUUUCACUGAGCCUCAGUGGGCCCUCCUCAACUCCAAUAGCUCCAGCCACGGGGCGGCCACGGAGGGCUGCAAGGAUGGCUGGGUCUACGACCACAGCGUGUUCCCAUCCACCAUCGUGACGGAGUGGGACCUGGUGUGUGAGGCCCGCACCCUCCGAGACCUGGCACAGUCUGUCUACAUGACCGGCGUGUUGUUGGGCGCCGCCGUGUUCGGCAGCCUGGCCGACAGGUGAGGAGGGCGUUCCCAGGAGGAAACCAGGGGCCCCGGUCCCACUGUCCUCCUCCAGGUGGUGAACGCCUACAUCCAGAGUGAGUUUGCAAGCGGCCGUGCCUCCAGCUCAGUCUUGGACCUCUUCCGAACCCCGGCCAUCCGCAAGGUCACGUGCUGCAUGAUGGCCGUCUGGUUCUCCAACUCCGUGGCUUACUACGGCCUGGCCAUGGACCUGCAGAAGUUCGGGCUCAGCAUCUACCUGGUGCAGGUGCUGUUCGGGCUCAUCGACAUCCCAGCCAUGCUGGUGGCCACCACCACCAUGAUUUAUGUCGGCCGCCGGGUCACGGUGGCCGCCUUCCUCAUCCUGGCUGGGGCCAUGGUGAUCGCCAACAUGUUCGUGCCGGAAGAUGGCACUCGAAGGGCCAACUUCCACGAUGACGACUCGCCCCGGCUCCCACGCUCGCGAGAGACGACGGCGCAGCCGCCGGAGGGCGGGCCGCCAGGUGGCGCGCGAACGGGCGUGCUGACGUCUGCGCGUACGCCACCUCGAACGCGCGUGCGCAAACGGAGUCCGGAAGUGAAGCGCAAGGAACCCGGAGCCUUGGAGGCGCGCGCCGCUGUCGCGCAUGCGCGUCCGGCACAACCCAUUUGGCGGGUUUUUCGGCCGCCGAGUUCUGCCCGGGUCCGGUUCCGCGGUUCUCUGUGGGAGCGGGACGCUCGCCCCGGGACAGCCGCCCCUCGUCUCGAGAUCCCUGCGCCCUCCCAGUUUCUGUCACGCGUGUCCUUGCGACUGACCACCUGA
Molecule: messenger RNA, 1263 nt
Organism: Echinops telfairi (small Madagascar hedgehog)
Lineage: Eukaryota; Metazoa; Chordata; Mammalia; Afrosoricida; Tenrecidae
Product: solute carrier family 22 member 20-like
Exons: 5
Source: RefSeq, a predicted model, not a curated record